AGUGUGGCUAUGAAUUGGGUGAGGAUGCAUUUUACAACAAGGACGGGUCAUAUUAUUGUGCCAAAGACUACCUCGACAAUUUUGGUGAACAUUGCUUCAAAUGUCGUGAAUUCCUUGAAGGAGAAGUUAUCACUGCUUUGGGAAAUACCUUCCAUCUUGACUGCUUUACAUGCGGGCACUGCAAGUAAGUGAUAAUUUGGUAAUGGGGUAUAGGGAUGGUUGAUUCCAGCUAUAGACUAAAUUUGAUCUAGGCAAGAAGAACAAAAUCCAUCCACAGCCAGAAAGAGCAUGUCAAAAUUAGUAAAAUUGAAAAGUGUAGUUGCAAAAUGUUGUACAAUGAAGAAAAUAUAGCCCUAUGAAAUUUGCAAAUUAUGUACUAAUUUGUAUUACGCGCGGGAAAAUGCACCACUUUCGGCCCGAAUGUGGUGCAUUUUCCCACGCGUAAUACAAAAAUAAUACAACAUUUGCAAAUUUUGCAGGCCUAUAUUUUCUUCAUUUUACAACAUUUUGCAACCAAACUUUGCAGUUGUACUAAUUUUAACAAUUCUUCUUGCUUAGAUCAAAGCUAGAAUCAUCUAUUGAAAAGUGUUCUGUUGUAUCUAUGCAUACAAAAUAUCACAAAGCUUACCGUAUCCCAUGGUGAUCAAAGUCAUGUGAAUGACAUUGAAGGUUAUUAAAUGUGUAAAAUAAGCAUCUACAGUACACUACUGCGGAUACACCAAAUCCCGAAUUAUCGCACCCUGUGUUGUCCAACUUAGUUUUGCAAGAAUCUCACUAGAUGGUAUUUCGCAUGAUGAAUAUCGAGUUAUUGUUCUUGCUGGCUCUAUUUUAAAGCUUUGGUAGACAGUCUUUAAGGAUGGCUGAACAAUUUUUCUAAACAAACGUACAAUAAUCAAAGUGUGGUAAAAUAAAUGCCUUGUAAUUUGUAAAUAUUCCUCAAAGGUUUCUCAAGUAAGUUUAUCUGUUCUACCAUGUGCUGUGCCUAUACUUAGUAAAUUUUGUGUUCUCUUUUAGGAAAUUCUUUCCUCCUGGCGAGACUGUUAUAUUUGACGGUCAAGAUUAUGUUUGUGAAGAUUGUGAUUAUGGUGUGGAUCCUUCAUCACGACAACCCCUGCACAGUAUGUUUCUCAAAAUUAAUACCUUAAGUUUAAAAACUUUUUGCGGAAAGGCUGCCCUUUACCGUCAUCUGUUUGUGAAAACCAUUGCAAUAGAAUUUGAAGAAGGUCAAGGUUAUCUAUUUUGGUUUUACGCUUAAUAUUCAAAAAUAUGGUAGUUUUAUGGACACGCGUUCAUACAGUAGUGUAUUACUGUAUUUUUGCCAAAUCAUCCAGCACAAACCUCGGCUUGAUAAUUCUUCAUAUGUUCAAUCUCACUCUGUCAAUAAUUGUUUUACAAUUAUUCACUUAAAAGUGUUUCGACUGCAUUUUAAUUUCACAAUCAAGUCACUAAUAAUAACUCCUACAGUAAUACUGUGACAGUAUACAUUGCUGAAGACUACAAGCUACAGUGGGGCGAUUAAAAGACUUAAAAAGAACCCAAGAAUUAGGUUAAAUAGGAAACUUUGGUAUGAAAACUAACAUCAUAUGGAGUAUAUAGUUUAUGUUUUUAUUGAAAAUUAUGCUGAUUUGAACCGUCCCAAUAAAAUAAUAAAUCUUUCCCAAUGGAGAAGUGUAGCGUACCUAAACGUUUCAUUUCAUAGGAAGAUGCGAUCACACAUUGUUGCCGUAUCACGUACAGUAUGGCUCAUUUUCGUAACGUCCGCAACGCAUGCAUUUCCUUUAAUUUAUGAGGAACGCAAAUGACAACACUUGGGAUUGUACCAGUGUCAGUUUCCUUGUACUGUAUGUACAGUACUGCAUAAAUACCAUUAUUAUCAAAAAUAUUUUUACAUUUGAAGCUGUAUUCUGAAAAAUACCCUUGUUACAGGUAUUUCGUCUGAAAUGUAACCUCCGGCAACGAAGAAAUACCCAUGCAGCACAGUUACUGUAGCUAGUUGAUAAAUUUCCUGAUGAAAGUGCUAUAUAAUUGUUAUAGAGUGUUCUGGAUGUCACAAGGAUAUUGAACAUGGUCAGGCCUUGAUGGCCUUGGAUCAGCACUGGCAUCCAAAUUGUUUUACAUGUCAGAAAUGUGGCAUUGUUCUUCACGGCGAAUACAUGGGAAAGUAAGUAACAGUGAGAUAAAGGUUUUCUGUGGACAAAAAUUUCUGGCGAAAGACUAAGUAUAUAUAAAUAAUUUAAUUUUAUAAUUCAACAGGCAGCUUUAAUAUGGCACGUAGAUAACUAGACAACAGUGCGCAUAACAAUAGGAAGUGCCGACUGAUUCAUGAUCCUCACCAUUAUUUGUGAUGAUAUAGCAUACUGUGUACAUAGAAGGAGAGCUAGAAAAGCAAGAUCAGAAAUUGACAGCUAAGAACAGAGCAUGCGUAGAAGCCUAAGUCCCUCCCCCAGAGCCAAAAAGUUAGACUAAGUUUAGUUACCUUUCACUCUCAUGCAAGGGGUUUUGUUUUUUUACUUUAAUUUCUACCUUCAAGGGAUGGAUUUGCAUUUUGUGAGAAAGAUUAUCAGACUGAGUUUGGGGUUACCUGCGCUGGUUGUCAAGGCUACAUAACCGGCAAAGUACUGCAGGUAGAUAUUAUGUUACUGUGCUUUGUAAUUACUUAACGUAAUUUUAGGUGCAGUAAGUAAAUGGGGUGUGUGUGCUAAUUAUCUUUACUUGCAGCCGAGAGCUAAGCUGAAUUACGAAGGACGCAGCACAACCUGAUCGAGGGUAGUUCGGAGGGGUAGGGUGUGCCUAGUGUCGAAGGCUUUCUAUGAAGGGCGGCUCUGGCAGCCACCUUAUGAAUCAUGUCUAAUCACAGAGCACAGCUACGGUGAAAGGAUACGUUUGGGCUUAUUCUAACCAACCCUAUCACCAUUCCCCGUGGGAGGAAACCGGUAAUUGCGUAAAUCACGGAACAAUUUACGGAAAUUUUAAAAUACCCGGAAACCUCUGCGGAGGAGUGGGGAAACCCACGAUUUUCGGUGGAGCGACGACUGACUCUUUUCACAAAAGUGUUCAUGAGUCCCCACCGAGAAUCGAACCCAUCGAUGUGAUGUAUUCCAUUCCAAUACGAUUGUCAUUUCUGCAUCCGUAUAUUUCAAUACCGGUACAAAUACUCUGUACUAUCUAUCUGAUUCUACUGUACCUCAUUCUAUCCGUAUUUCCUUCUAGGCUGGUGACAAACAUUAUCAUCCGCAAUGCUCUCGAUGUGCCAAGUGUGGUCAAAUGUUUGGCGAAGGCGAGGAGAUGUAUUUACAAGGUUUGUUGAUUUUAAUAACCCAAUUCAGAGUUUCCACUGCGUAUCCAAAUGACGCGUUUUGUGUCGGGAUAACUUGCAGACCGCCAGCAUUAAAAUAUACAUAUCAAAGUAUUCAGCCGUUCAUUCAUUAUUUGUGUUUCACUGAUAACCACAACAGAGGCCAUAAAGUAUCGCUCGGUCGCGGAGAUUAUCCGGCUCAUUCGUGAAAUUGUCCAACGUACUGUACAGUAGCAGGCCUUAAAAUAUCGGUCGGUCACGGACAUUGUCCGACCCAUUCGUGAAAUUGUCCGACGUAAAGAGGAAACCACCGGACAUUCUGUCCGACCUAAGUGAAACUGAGGUUUAUUGUUUGUCCGACUCGAGUGUAAUGGUGGCCGACCAAACUGUAGCUUUGUCCGACGUAAAUCAAAAUGUACCCUAGUCCAGGACUAGAGACUCGUAUGUUAAAUGGAGAAUUAGAGUAGUGCAUAAAAAGUGAACUGGAAAUGUUGUUUUAAAUUUUAAUUUAAUCGAGGGCGGGGCGGCGAACGAAAUGGUGAAGUGGAAAAUGGGCUUAACUUGUCGAACUCUUACUGCUGUUCUUGGCAAGCAAUAACCGAAUAACGUUAAUUUUGGCUUGGAAAUUAACGGGCCCACAACAUUUGCCGCUCAGAAUUAAUACAUUGUGCUGAUAUUAAUUUGCGUCAUUCAGACUUAUUUCCGAGACAAACUGAACUGAAGGUCAUCGGACAUCAUCAUACAUAUCAUACCCAAACUCAAAGUCAACGGACAUUUUGUCAGACGGCUCUGUAAAAGAUAUUUUAAGGCCUGUAGUACAGAGGAAACCACCGGACAUUCUGACGUCCGACCUAAGUGAAACUGAGGUUUAUUGUCCGACCCGAGUAUAUUGGAGUCCGACUGGACUGUCGCUUUGACCGAUGUGAAUCAAAGUGUACCCCAGUCCAGGAUUAGAGGCUCGUAAGUUAAAUGGACAAUCGCAGACUAAGUAAUGUAUGAAAAGUGCACCGGAAAUGUUAUUCUAAUGUAAUCAAGCGCGGGGCGGAGAGCGAAAUGGUGAAGUGGAAACUGGAAAACGGGCUCAAGUGUCGAAGUCUUUCUGCUAUAAUUGGAAAGCAAGUUAAUUUUGGCUUAGAAAUAAGUAACAUUUAGUUCAGAAGUGUUAAUCAGUAAUACAUUGUGUUGAUAUUGAUUUGUGUCAUGCAGACUUAUUUCCGUGUCAUGCUGAACUGGAGGUUAUCGGACAUCAUCAAACAUACAGUAUGUACAUCGGACAUCAUCAUACAUAUACUGUACUGUAUAUGACUCGGAAAUAAGUCUCCAUGACACAAAUCAAUAUCAGCACAACGAAUUACUGAUCAACACUUCUGAACUAAAUGUUACUUAUUUCCAAGCCAAAAAGUUAUCCGGUAUCCGGCAAAACAGUAUCCCAAGGCUGUAUUUUUAGGGUGCGCACCUCCCUUGAGAUUGUUUUGCACCUCCCCUGAUAAUUUUUGCACCUCCCCUGAAAGGUCAUGCACCUCCCCUUUGGAAAAUUUCAAUGAUAAAUCAGAGUGAAAAUUUGACAUUUUUUGGUUGCGUAGGGUCUACACUUCGUAAGAACGUUUUUCUGUAAAAUUGAAACAGUUCUAGCCAUUUAUCUUUGUGUCAAGUACCCUUUUAAUGCAAUGUUUUGAAAUAGACUUUGUAGUAAUUGUAAUGAAGGGCAAAAUUGGAUGAGUUGUACUAAUUCAUUAAUACACUGAUACAUAUGUACUGUACACUACAUGAAUAUGUCACCUCGGUGACUUUGGCGUUCCAAGCCCUAACUUUCCAUGGGGGUCGUGAGCUAGAUUGCUGCACCUCCCCUAAAUAUUUUUCCACCUCCACCACUAUUUCCACUAAAAUCCGGCAAUGCAGUAUCCGGAAGAUCCAUAGUCUUUUGUUUUAUUUUGUGCUAGGUUCUGAGAUCUGGCAUCCCGAAUGCAGUGAAAUGGUGCGAGAAAUGGAACGAGCUGAAAAGGAACGCGCUGAAAUGGAACAACGUGAAGCAGAACGCCGGGAAGUGGAGGACGAAGCAAGGAGAAGGGAAAUGGAACAGAGAGAAGCGGAAAGACAAGACGCGGAAAGACGUGAUGCGGAGAGACGGGAAGCAGAAAGACGGGAAGCGGAAAUGAGAGACACGGAACGGCGGGAAGCGGAGAGACGGGAUUCUGAAAGACGGGAUGCGGAGAGACGUGAUGGUGAAAGGCGGGAAGCGGAGAGACGUGAUGGUGAAAGGCGGGAAGCGGAGAGACGGGAUGCUGAAAGGCGGGAAGCGGAGCGUUUGGAAACCGAACAUCGCGACGCGGAGCAAAGAGAACGUGAUAGAAGAGAAAGGGAGAUUGAAGCUGAGAGGCGUGAGGCUGAGCGUCGAGAGGUGGAACAGAGAGAAAUAGAAAGACGAGAUAGAGAGAGAAGAGAAAUCGAGUACAGAGAGUCGCAGCGUCGAGACACUGAAAGAAGAGAUGCCGAGAGAAAGGUGAGUAGAGCGAUUGCCUAGGUUUUAACUCUGUUACCUCGCAGGCUCCCAUAUUUAUAUUAUAAUUGUCAACCAUCGUAUAAAAUUGGACGAAGCAACCAUUUUGGCGAUUGAUAGUCAUAAAUUCUCUCGCAAAAUGAGAGAGUCAAUUGAAAUCGAGAAGCACAGUACUAUAGAUCAGGAGGGAAAGCCAUUAGAUAGUACGUGGCGUGCUUUCUUUAAUGUGCAAAAUUAAUUUCUCUUGUCUUGGACGCGCGCGCGUUAAUUGGAAUCACUUCACUACGUUUAAAAUGACGUGGUUGAUGUGCCGUUUAAUUAGACAGAUUUAGAAAAGACGACGCGACCUCAAAGACGACGUGAAAAUGGCGUCAAAAUGGCGUGGCACAUCCAUAUAUGGACAGAACACGCAAUUUUCAUGUCGUCUUUGAGGUCGCGUCGUCUUUUCUAAAUCUGUCUAUUAAACUUCAAAUGAAGCGAGCCAACAGAUCACGACACUUUUUUAUAUAAAAAGGGCGUGUGAAUUGAACAAGUCACAUAUUAUUAGCACUAAUGAAGAUCCGGGCUUACGGAUCGAAAGCUUUGCAGUAAUAAAUUUACGUGGUGUUUGUGUUUCCACAAACAAAACUAUUAUAUGUUUUAUCGCCAUGCAAACAUACAAAGAACUUAGAUGUGUAACUUCAGUAAAAAAGUUAUCGCACGUUCGCCAUCUUCCUAGUGUCGCUCGCGUGAUAAUUCGUCAUUUGGUAAUACGUCUUGCUUUCAAAAAUGCUUUCAACACCUUUUCAACAACUUUAAUUGCUUUCAGUAACUUUAAAUAUUCAACAUUGAUUGUUUAAUCCAAAAAUUUCGAUCCAAAAAGGCCUUAGGACGCCAUUUUGCUAUAGCAAGUGUCAUGGCGUGAGCAUGACGUGUAUACAGUAUUUAGGGAAAUUUGAGGACAUGGUAUAUUCUUAAUCUGUGUCCUGGUUAGGUUUGAAAGUUGUAUAUACAAUCAGUUUCAAAAGUCUUGGGACAAAUGCCACAAAACCUUUGAAUUUCAACAAACGUCAAUCCCCCCGCCCCCUGGUCAAUGAUUUGUCCCAUUUCUCGUCAGGUUUGAUGUGUUUUGGUUUAAGCAACAUUGAUUGGGGGGAGGGGAGGGGAGCGGAGCGGAGCGGUAUUGUGUGUAAAAAACUGUAAUGAAUCCACUUACAAGCUAACACUACAUGUGUCCCAACAACUUCUGAAAGUGAUUGUAGCUACACUGUAAUCUUUCGCUCGAAAUUCCCAUCUACAAAAGCCCUUAGUAUUAUCACAGAUGAAGUAUAUACCAGAUGUGCAACUUACUGUAAUAGGAUUUCGUGUCCUCAAAUUUCCCCAAUUCCCUAGAUGUACACGUCAUGCUCACGCCAUGGCACUUGCUAGCAAAAUGGCGUGCGCAUUUUUUGGAUCAAAAUUUAUGGAAAGUUGAAGAAAAUGUGUUGAAAGUAUUUUUGAAAGCAAUGACGUAUUGCCAAAUGACGAAUUAUCACGCGAGCGACACUUGUUAGGAAGAUGGCGACCGUGGGACAACUUUUUUACUGAAGUUAUACAUCUGUCCUUACUUAAUCUGUGGUAUUAACGAGCGAGAAUGCGAGAUGCCCAAAAUCUUGAAGAAUGUUAUUGUGUGUCUGCUCUUGAAUAAUACUGUAUAUUGUGUUAAUUGUGUGUCUGUGUGUUAUACAUUUUGGUUGAACAAUUACUAUCUUGUUUUAGAGAGAAUAUUACCAACAAGGCCAAGCUGGGCAGCAAGUUGAUGUUGGUAAGUGUAAACGAUCUAUGAAAUACAGUACUGACUACUGUAGUUAGAAUAUUUAUUAUUAGCAUGACAAAAUUACUGGAUGCUGAUUGGUUGAGAGCCAUGAGAGGAGUACAAUUAUUUCAUUAAUUGUACUGCAGUACAAUUAAUGAUUUUCCCAAAACAAACAAAAUGGCGGAAAGGUAUUAUAAACACAAGCGUGAAAUGAAAUUGCCGUGGAGGAACUAGAUGAAAAUACGAACAAAAGCACCAAAUUUUGCUUGAACAAAAGAACUAAAUGAAAAUACAAACAAAAGCAUCAAAUUUUGGUUGAAAGUCUGGCAGGACUGGGCUUUGGCGAGAGGAUAUGAUGUUGACAUUGAGAAGUACGUACCCAAUUUUGUCAUGCUAAUAAUAAACAAGCAAUCAUGCGAUGUUGCUCGUACAAUUAGGGAUUAAUAGUACUCGUGAUGUUUGGCAAAAUUUCCAAACAUCACUCGUAGGCUACUAUUAAUCCCUAAUUGUACUCGCCAUCGCAUGAUUACCUAUACAAACAAAAAGUUCUUAACUAUUUCUCGAGGAAACAGACACUUAGUGUUUUGUUAUUUAACGAAGAAAGAAAAAUCAACAUUUGUAUUUCAUGACAAAAACUCUAUAGUGUAAACGCGAGUUUAAAAUUUAAGAACCUAUACUUAAACGUUGUCAGCAGCAUAUUUUUGAUUGCCGCUCAAAGGCUUAUUGCAGUGAUGCAUGGAUACGGACUGUUCCCAUCGCCGCAUAUUAUAUUUAAGUGUGAAAAAAAUUCCCACCACGAGUGCCUCUUGAUAUAUUAACUGCUUACUGCUGUUUUCCCAAAAAGUAUCUGGGAGAUAUGAAAAUAACAUACGUGAAUACCUCUACAAAUCUUCAGGUGGAUUUAUCUUUAUAAAACGACCCAUGAGUCUGCAUGUUUUAUAUCUUCGCCUGUUGAUCUUGUAUUAAAAGUGUUUAAACAGGGAUUACUUUUAAAAUACGUGCUGAAUACCAAGGUUGUAGACACACUUCUCUGUUGAUACGGCUGACAUGAUAUAGUGCGGUGUUUUAACUAUGGCACCAGAGAGAGUCUGUGUUGUGGCAUACAUUGUUCAUGUAUAUGGUAAUGUACAGUAUAUUCUAGUUAUUAUACAGUAUUUUUGUUAUUCUGAGAAACAUUUGUCUGUUGAGUGAAAUACUUUGGAGUGUAUAGUACAUUAAAAGACACUAUAUAUAGCUGGCUGUGGCACGUCUAGACAUACAAUUUGAAGCUGGAAAUCUAUAAGAAAACGAUGUUUGCGACGCCUUGUGAAUUUGUUGGAAAACAUUUUUGCUUCUCGUGGAAAAGGAGUUUUACGAGUGAAGGCAGACAAGAAACGUGAAAGGAAACAUCGCGAAUUUCAAAUCAGAUGUUUCUACAUCAAUGUUUCCUAGUUGCAAUACGGAAAUUUAAAUACGAGUUAAGAAUUUAAAAGAAAAUGGAAACAACACUCUCAGUGCCAGUGGAAAUAAAUUUGUUAUAAUAACCAAUAAAUUUGUUGACUAAGACUCAAAAUGAAUCUGAGACAACCAAAUUUAUUGGUUGUUUUAAUUAAACAAUUUGUUUUUACAUGCAGUGAAACAGUUUGUUCGUUUUGUUUGAAAGAAUGUUUAGAAGAGUUGCUUAUAGAACUUUUAGAAAUACUCCGUAAUUUUCUUACAGUAAUUUUUCAGGUAUUUGUGAUCUCCUGCGAACUUCCAUAUUGUUUAAUAAUAAUUAUAGGUCUAAUAAUUAAAUGCCAUCACAACCAGUGUACAGUAUAUAGACGUUAUAAAAAUAGCUGAAAUAUCUGUGGAAAACUUGUAUUAAUUGAUGUCCCCUAUUAAUGAAACCUUCGGUUUUGCAAUGUAAAAUGUUGUAAAUAUUAAGGAAAUUUAAAUGUCAACUGUUAAAAUUCGCAUUACCAAGCAAAAACAGUUAGUUUGUUGAGAGACGGAGCUAGUUCGUAAUAAGAGUUAUUAUAUUUAUAUCCUUGUUAGCAAAUAUUUAUAUUGUAGUCAAGCUUUUACCUCCGUUCUGAUUGGCUAAAAGGAGUGCAAUAUUAUCGAAAUACAGUUAAAAUAACAACAACAAAUACUUGGACAGCGCCAAAAUAUUUAGAAAUACUUGGAAAGCGGUAAAAUGACUUCUGACACUUGUAUUAAGAACUUGUUGUGCCAUUUAAAUCAGUGAGUAAAUGGUUUAUUUCUCAUGUGUUUCGCGUGCGUGGAAGUGACCAUGAAAUUUCGUCUGUAAAAUUCUUUCAUGUAUAUUAAUUAUUAUUAAUGAGUAAUGGAUAAGUAUGGUUUCUCAUGCAAUUUAGAAAACAAACACUAGUGAGUUUUUGAAAGACUUCAGAUAACUCGUCCUUCGGACUCGUGCAAUUUUGAUCGUCUUUGAAAAACUCACUCGUGCAUGUCUUUCCAAAUUGCGCUCGAAACCAUCUUCACAGUAGACGACGUCUACACAGUAGACGACGAUUUCUAAGGAAUAUUCUAGUUUUUAAAAUUGUCAAUAAUAUGGACAUUCCUAAGUAUCUUAACAAUUAUCUGGUCUUAAGAAGCUCAUUAAGAGAAAAAUCCCUCCGUGAUCAAACUUUGAUAGAUAUACCUAGAGUAAACACCUCACUAGGGCAAACUAUGUUUAAAGUUCCAGCAGCACGUGAUUGGAACUUGCUACCGAAAUGUAUCAGAGAUAUUAAAGUUCUCGGCAGCUUUAAAAACAAUGCUUUUAAACAUUUUUUAGAAUUAGACAAUUCUACACAUAGGUGUAGUUUGUAAUUUUUACUGAUUAUUGUAAUGUUGUAUAUAAACGUAUAUAUAUGUAAGUAUUUCAUAACUGUAAAUACUGUUCACCCGGGUAAGACCAGCUUUAAUUAGCUGAAAGAGUCUCACAGUUUAAAUAAAGAUUAUUAUUAUUAUUAUUACUAUUACUACGUAUACAAAUAAACUUCUAUACUUCUAUUCAGGCACGUUACAGCUUAAACGAAGUGGAAAAUUUUUCUAUACCAUGAUCAAUUGAAUGGGACAAAUUUGGUUUUAUCACUAAUUUCGUUUUGCGUUCUUGUUUAGGUCGCAAGCCGUCUCCUGAUUUCGACGACUUACCACCACCACCGAGACCAGAGGAGUUGCCCAAAGGUAGGAACUAUCUUCACAGUAAAUGGUACCCAUUUGUUCUGGUAUGAUAAUAGACAUGGGUGGAAAAAAGUAUCGGACCAUUGGUCUCAGGAAAUGUUCGAGUCGUCAGAAAAUAUUUCCCAAAAAACGGAAAAAAAAUUGUAAUAAUUUAGAUAAAAGGAGAAAUUGAGAGAAAAAUCGAACCAAUAGAAAGAAUGUUACAUGUACUGUAGGCUUGACCUGAGAAAUGCAAUUAUCUAAUCCAUCUUAACAGUGCGAUAGUGUAUAAAUCUAUAGACUAUAUGAAUGAUGUAACAAAUGUUGUGUGGCACAUGCAUUUUUAGCCAAUCUGGGACACCUGAUUUUCAAAAUUUUCUGGGGGAGCAUGGUCCCCCUGGAUAGUUCCCUCUGGAGUACCCUUUUUGGGUGUCUGUAUUUAGCUUAGGAUCCGAUCCUUGAUGUAUGUUAUCUAAAUUAGUUUUGUGUUGUAUUCCAGAAAGUAUUAUUAAGAUUUUCGGUGUACUGAAAUACUUUUUUUCUGUUAGAAUAUAGCAUGACAUCCAGUUUGACAAGUUGUUAGAGUCAUACAGUUACAGUGUUCGAGUGUCAAUUUACUUGAUUAUAUUUGCAGCAAAUUGUCAGUGUCUCUUGCGGUCCGAGAAAGUAAAAUAUUUUGUUAUCCCUGCAUGAUUAUAGAUCAGUGAGUUUCGUCACAUGUUACUGCAGCAUUACGUAGAAUUCGCGGUCAUAUCAGAGAGUAGGGAGGGACAUUGAGAUAUUUUUUUUCCGUCCGAACAUGAAACCGUAACCGCGUGACUAUGAGUUAUGUUUAGCGGUUGCCUUUGCCUUUAUAUCUUGCAUGUUUUUCACAGCUGGAUAUAUUUUAGUGAGUUUGAAGAUCAUUAGACGUUUCAUACGGUUUGCAGGCGCCGAAAUUCAAGUGCCUACUUGUGCUACUCGUGUAUUACUACUACAUGAUAGUUGAUCUAUACUUUACAACCAAACGACAAUCCGACAUGCUCAUAUUUCGCAACAUGAAAUAAUUACGGAUCACUUUUACCAAUUUCAACAAACUAGUUUUUUCAGUAGUAGGAGGGAAUUCUAAGUAGGAGGGAAUUCUCUCUGUUGUAAGUAACAAGACUCUAUUUUAUGAACCUAUACACGACUUUACAUAAAUAAUGAAGCCGUGUUCGUUUUACCUUGCCGUAUUUUUCGAAUUUCAACAAGCCCUUUUAGCUAAGGCCUUGGUGUAGCGAGCAAAAAGGCCAAUAAACUAACCCUCCCUCUCUUAGAAAAAAGAAAUGCUGACGCUUCAAGCAUUGGGAUGCUACUCUGGUGUAACAGAUCGUGCGCAUUGCUGACUGUUGCAUAGAUACGUAGAGUAUCAGCCUCUGCAUCAACGAAUGUUUGACAUUCAAUUUUUUCGUUUGUAGGUCCUCCUGCUCCGCCAACUCGCACUGACAGUCGCGCGAAGGACUGGAAAGCGCGUUAUGGAUCGCUGCCAAGAAGUGGGUCCGGAUCUGUGAACGGCGACGCACCUGAAGCACAGAUGAGGGUGAGUGAUGUUAAUCAUAUAAGCUCUGUUUAAGCCUGGUUCACAUAAAAUCGUUAAGCAGUCGCAGACUGUCGCAGACAUGUGCCGAAUUUUUAUAUGAACGAUCUGCGACGGAUCGGGGAAAGUUGAACCAAGUUCAACUUUCCCGGUCCGUCGCCGAUCCGGUCCCAGACAGUCUGCGCGAAUCUGCGUUUGUGUUCAUAUAAAAAUUCGGCACAUGUCUGCGACUGUCUGCGACUGCUUAACGAUUUUAUGUGAACCAGGCCUUAGCAACAGAUCUCUACAGGGCCGCAGAGAGGGAGGUCAGGAGGGCAUUUCCCCGCAGUGGUUUAAUUAACUGAUAUAGCGAUACAAUCUGUGGAGAAAAUUGGAUUUAGUAGUAUGCAAAUUGUUUACAACACUGCUACGCACUGACGCCAGUCUCCGCUACGUGCACCUUGCCGUCCUUGGCUCAUAAGCCGAAUGACUGAAGUUCUUACUGCAAAUAAUAGAGGUCACUGCAGGAACAAACGAACGAACGAACGAACGAAUAAUUUGAAAAUGCUUUGGUGUCGCGACAAUGACUUUUGGCAUAACAAAAAAUAUUCGGUGGUUCUGGUUUCCCGACCAGCCGACCCUAACGUUGUUUCGAUGCGGUUGCGUCUGGUUGCCCCAUUCGACCCCCAUUUUUUCGGGUCAUUGCGAGCUGCUCGUCUUGGAAUGUUUUAUUGUUCGAAAUAUGUGCUCGGACCGGCUUUGUUUUGCUCGACGUCGAAGAUAAUGUUUUUGUAGAAAAUAAAUGUAUUUUACAAUCCGAGAUAUGAUGGUCUGGAAACUCAACAUUGUGUUAUGGUUUUGUCGGAGCUGAUGUUAAUUUUUCUAUUGAAAAUAUUGAUUUUUGUUGCAUGAAAUUGAGACUGCUAGCGCUUUCGAGCUGAGGUUUAUCUACCUUCCCACAAAGUAAGAAAAACAACGCAAAAAAAUGAACCUAAUUUCAAACAAAGUUAGCGAACUGACCGAUUGCUUGAAAAUAGAUUUAGCGAUUAUUAACUUCUUAUUAACCGAACGCGAGGUCUAUACAGUGAAAUAUCGGACCGAGGUCUUUUUUGAACAGACCGAGCCCACAGGGCGAGGUGUUUUCAAAAAGACCGAGGUCCGAUAUUUCUCUGUACAUAACGAGCAAGCGAGGUUAAUAAAAAGUUUAUUAUAUGGCAUUUAUAGGCAUUUAUACUUGAAACCAACAAGAAAUGCAUGAUUUGAAAUGCAUACUAGUAGCGUAGUACACAUUUGGUCGAAGAAAAAAAAAUACCAAUGUAUUCCUUAAAUUAAAUCAAAUUUUCAAUUAGUUUUGCUGUUUUAUUUUUAAAAUGCAUCGUUUGUUUUUACCUAAUGGAAAUAAUGGAAAAAAGUGCUUCUCAGCAAGUCACAGUCCGCCAUUUCACCGGAAGUGAUACUUGCCAUAUAAUAAGUACAUGUAUUCUUCUUUGUUAUAGAAUGGUCCAUCUCGACCAAGACCGUAUUCUUAUCAUGAAUCAAGCUACAGUA
Messenger RNA from Paramuricea clavata, 13777 nucleotides. Lineage: Eukaryota; Metazoa; Cnidaria; Anthozoa; Malacalcyonacea; Plexauridae. The record is from the annotation of a GenBank genome assembly.